Molecule: messenger RNA, 1785 nt
Organism: Dothidotthia symphoricarpi CBS 119687
Lineage: Eukaryota; Fungi; Ascomycota; Dothideomycetes; Pleosporales; Dothidotthiaceae
Product: autophagy related lipase-like protein Atg15
Exons: 1
Coding region: 1-1785 (594 amino acids)
Biological process (GO): piecemeal microautophagy of the nucleus; neutral lipid catabolic process; multivesicular body membrane disassembly
Molecular function (GO): glycerophospholipase activity
Source: RefSeq, a predicted model, not a curated record
AUGCGACGACAACCUCUCUGUACCUCGGCGUCGCGCGUCACGGCGUCGCUGCUGCUGUCGUUCCUCGCCGUGAGUACCGCGAUGGAGCUGCCUGUUCUCCCGCCACCCACAACGCCCCAUGUCCACGACACCGAGAGGGACUUUUCCCUGCGGCACAUCUUCCACCACGGCACACACAAGCACCCCGACCUGCACCGACGGCUCGAUGUCCCCGAAAAGGCAGCAGUGUGGAUGGCCGAGGACGAGCACUCUGCCCAGCGCCAGCCCGUGCCCCGUCUGCGCGUCAAGGCAGAAACCAUGAGCAUCCAGCGCCUCGCCGACCGGAGCAAGGACACGAUCAACGGCAUCCUGGACUGGGGGAGAACACAUGGCAAGGCAGUCCAGCUCGCUGCAGAGGACUGGACCAUCGACGACAUCGCCGGGCCCAACGUGACGGACAGGGAGACGGUGCUGAGCUUCGCCCGCAUGGCCUCGAACGCCUACAUCUUGGAGCCGGGAACAGAGGACUGGUAUGACGUCGGAGGUGGCUUCAACUACACCGAGGACUUUGGCUGGGAGUUAGAUGGUCUGCGGGGGCACAUCUUCGCCGACACGGAGAACCGCACCGUCGUUAUUGGCCUCAAGGGCACCUCGCCCGCCAUGUUCGACGGCUCCGACACAACCACAAACGACAAGAUCAACGACAACCUCUUCUUUAGUUGCUGCUGCGGCCAGGGCGGCCAGUUCCUCUGGCGACAAGUCUGCGACUGCCAGACCUCGGCCUACACGUGCAACUCGACCUGUCUCGUCACCGCCAUGAGGGAGAAGAACCGCUACUACUACGCCGCCCAAGACCUCUACCACAACGCAACAGCACUGUAUCCUGACGCCGAGAUCUGGAUGGCAGGCCACUCCCUCGGCGGCUCAGUCUCCUCCUUCAUCUCCCUGACCUACGGCCACCCAACCGUAACCUUCGAAGCCGUCCCCGAAGCCAUGCCCGCCGCCCGACUCGGCCUCCCCGUCCCGCCAGGCCACCAAAUCGGCUCCCUCCAACAACGUAAAAUGACAGGCGGCUUCCACUUCGGCCACACCGCCGACCCCGUCUACAUGGGGUCCUGCAACCAAGCAACGAGCGUCUGCACAAUCGGCGGCUACGCCAUGCAGAGCGUUUGCCACACAGGCAUGAAAUGCGUCUACGACACGGUCAAAGACCUCGGCUGGCGCGUCGGCAUCGGCACGCAUAAAAUCGUCGAAGUCAUCCGCGACGUCAUCGAAAAAUACGACGAUGUCGCGAAGUGCGAGCCGUAUUAUGACUGCACUGACUGCUUCAUGUGGGAGUACUUUGAAAGUAAUGGCACGGAUCGCACUACCUCGUCUGCGAAACACACGUCCACUUCUUCCUCCGUACGCACCCGCACUGAGACGUGCAAGACGCCCGGCUGGUGGGGAUGUCUGGACGAGACAACUACAACCGCGCAUUCGAAAACUGCAUCCACCACGACAUCCACGACUUCAACAUCUACGUGCAAAACUCCAGGCUGGUUCGGCUGCAAAGACGACGUCACUACAACGACGACUUCUUCCGCCGCUCCAGCCCCAACUCUAACUACUACCUCCUCCUCCCCGACUACCACGUCGUCGUGCAUGUACCCAGGCUGGUUCGGCGGCUGUCUUGAUGGCGAUGAUCCGCCGGUUAAACCUCACCGUUCUACGCCCACGCCGACAGCGUCGUCUACUGCGUGCACGGAUGAAAGUGGGGUUGGGUUGGAGGGGAAGGCGCAUGUGACGGAGAGGAUGGAGAUGUAG